Molecule: messenger RNA, 996 nt
Organism: Quercus lobata
Lineage: Eukaryota; Viridiplantae; Streptophyta; Magnoliopsida; Fagales; Fagaceae
Product: basic helix-loop-helix (bHLH) DNA-binding superfamily protein
Biological process (GO): regulation of transcription by RNA polymerase II
Cellular component (GO): nucleus
Molecular function (GO): DNA-binding transcription factor activity, RNA polymerase II-specific; protein dimerization activity; RNA polymerase II cis-regulatory region sequence-specific DNA binding
Source: RefSeq, a predicted model, not a curated record
AUGGAGCAUUUGGGAGUCAUCUCUGAAGGACAAUGGGGCUCUCUUAGUGGAAUGUAUACUCCUGAGGAGGCUCAUUUUAUGGCUCAAGUGCUCAAUAACUUGCCAUCUGCAUUUUGGCCUUGCCAUGAUUCAUCUAUGAACAUGGCAGGACUUACUGAAUUUUCAUACUAUUAUUCAGAUAUGGCUAUUUCUAUUUCUUCAAACUUUGGUGGCGGUAUUUUGAGCCAAAGUUACUACAUGAGUGAUUCUCAUCCAAUUUUAGCAUCCAAGAAUAGCUCCAUGUCCAUUGAUAUUUGUAUGGCUGACAUGAAAAACAGCAGCUCAUUUCUCAUUGAAGGAAAUGACUGCUUAAACCAAGAAAUGAGUGACGAAAUUCCAGUAGAGUCUGCUGGAUACUUAGCUGAACCUACUGUAGCUGAAAAAGAAUCAACGCUUAGAAGGGGAUCUGAGAUAUCAAUGCCUGAUUCAAUCUCAGAAGACAAAUGUAACAACCCAUCUGAGAACUCUAAGAAAAGAGCUCGGAGUUUAGAAGAUGUGAGUCCUAAAGAGCAUACGAAUUCAACAAUCAAAGAAGAAGAUGGUAAUGCUGGCCUUACUGGGCAAAGUUCAAGUAGCUGCUCCUCGGAGGAUGAGUCCAAUUCUUCUCAGGAGCUGAAUGUAGGAGUGACCUCAAGUUUGACCACAAAAGGGGAUGUAACUCUAAACUUGAAUGGAAAAACAAGAGCCUGGACGGGUUCAGACGAUCCCCAGAGCGUCUAUGCAAGGAAAAGAAGAGAGAAAAUAAAUGAAAGGUUGAGAGUCCUGCAGAACCUUGUCCCUAAUGGAACAAAGGUUGAUAUUAGCACAAUGCUUGAGGAAGCUUUCCAAUAUGUGAAGUUUUUACAGCACCAGAUUAAGCUUUUAAGCUCUGAUGAACUAUGGAUGCAUGCUCCCAUCGCUUACAAUGGAUUGGACAUUGGUCUUGAUCUGAAAAACACCUCGCUGAGAAAAUCAUAG